AUGGCCUCCCCAAAUCCAUAUCACAUUCGUUCCAUUACCAUGCCCUCUAGAUCAAACCCCAUCUUGAGCUUAGUGAAGGAACAAGUGUGUCCCCUAAGUUGUUCUCAACCUACAAAUCUUAGUGCUCUUGAAAGCCUGUAUGAUAACUUAGAUUCCCUUCUCAGUCUGCUUCUCACUGAAGACGUGCUUUGUAGACAGAGCGAAGGUGUCAACGAGUUGCUUGAAGACUAUUUGAGGUUGGUAGAUUCGUGUGACAAGAUGAGGGAUGUGGUUGCUAGGGUGAGGGUAGAACAGAGAGGCGUGCUAUUCAUGCUUCGAAGGAGAGACCGCUCGGGGUUGGAGGCUAGAAUUGGCACCUACACUCGUUCUCGAAAACAGAUGACCAAGGAGCUCACCAAGUGCCUGGAAAAUUUGAGACAUGUUGGACGCACACCCGUAAUUGCCCAUAACCAUUCCUCUGCACAAGAUCAUGAGGUAAUGGAUGUGUUGAAACAAGCAAGAUCUAUCACCGUUUCUUUGUUUCGGUCGCUAAUGUCGAAAUUCGUUGAACGGAGAAAGAAAUGGUGUUUGAUCUCUGGAUUUUUUAAAUCAAGAGUGUGGUCAGUAGAGACAGACGACAUGGAGACUAGCGAGUGGGAGAAAGUGGCCAUGGCUCUCCAACAACUGCAGGCAGCCUCUAGCAAGUUAGAGGAAAACCACGUGCACGAUGUAAUCAGACUCUUGGACUCAUCGGAUGAGCAGAUGGGUUCAAUUGAGGAAAUAUUGGGUUGUUUCUGUAGUCGGUUGAUUCGAACAAGGGUCACUGUGCUCAAUGUUCUAACAAAUUGA
This is a messenger RNA of Amborella trichopoda, 828 nucleotides long. RefSeq lists its product as uncharacterized. Gene Ontology annotation, biological process: shoot system development; root development. The record is from RefSeq and is a predicted model, not a curated record. NCBI's taxonomy places the organism in Eukaryota, Viridiplantae, Streptophyta, Magnoliopsida, Amborellales, Amborellaceae.